This is a messenger RNA of Polyodon spathula (Mississippi paddlefish), 917 nucleotides long. It is a transcript of the gene endou, whose product is annotated as endonuclease, polyU-specific. The annotation marks the transcript as partial. The record is from RefSeq and is a predicted model, not a curated record. Lineage: Eukaryota; Metazoa; Chordata; Actinopteri; Acipenseriformes; Polyodontidae. The transcript is spliced from 6 exons. Gene Ontology annotation, molecular function: RNA endonuclease activity.
CUGUUCUGAGCUCUGUGAUUGGACAGAGCUCCCCCUGUUGGCUUGCUCCGAGCUCUGUGAUUGGUCCGAUUAGACUAUAUAAGCAGGUGGUGUGACAAUGCUCAGCGCUGGAUCUGUAGGAUCUCCACAAUGAAGCUCUCCUUCCUGACCGCUCUGUGUCUUUCCAUCAGCCUUUAUGGCAGCUCCCCCGGUAAUGCCUCUAUCUCGGACUCGGAGAUGCAGUCCCUCUCGGAGAGGCUCCUCUCUCUGGAUGUGAACAAGGCUUGCCCCGGAGACCUGAUCCUUAACCCGCAGAGCCUCAUCCCUGAUUCUGAGACCGGCAGCCCGCAGGACCGUUCCCCACAGCCGUUGUACAGUUUUGUCAAUGAAGGUGUUCUCUUCACCAAGCCCACCUUCUCCUCCUUCCUCAAGCUGCUGGAUAACUAUUCUCGCUUCACGGGCAGCGCAGAGAACUUCUCCUCCGAGCAGCAGGGGGAGCAGGACAGCUUCCUGAGGGCCGCUGUGAUGGGCACUGCGCUGGGCAAGGAGCUCUACAACUUCCUGUUCACCAAGGGGUACUACAGCUCUGAGGUGGAGUUCAUUCAGGAUCUCAAGAUGAUGUGGUUUGGUCUGUACUCCCGCGGGAAUGGGAAGCUUGACUCCAGCGGCUUUGAACACGUCUUCUCAGGAGAGAUUAAGAAUAGCAAGGUUUCUGGGUUCCACAACUGGAUUCGGUUCUACCUGCUGGAGAAACAGGGGCUUCUCAACUACUACAGCCACAGCUUCGACGGGCCGUGGACCAGUUAUCCAGACGUGCUGGGGCUGCAGUUUAACUGGGACGGCUACUACAAGCAGGUGGGCUCGGCGUUCAUCGGGAGCAGCCCUGAGUUUGACCUGGCCGUGUACUCUCUGUGCUUCAUCGCUCGACCCGGCAAGGC